Messenger RNA from Hemiscyllium ocellatum (epaulette shark), 2288 nucleotides. It is a transcript of the gene dnpep, whose product is annotated as aspartyl aminopeptidase. The transcript is spliced from 14 exons. NCBI's taxonomy places the organism in Eukaryota, Metazoa, Chordata, Chondrichthyes, Orectolobiformes, Hemiscylliidae. Gene Ontology annotation, molecular function: zinc ion binding; aminopeptidase activity. Gene Ontology annotation, biological process: proteolysis. The coding region runs from base 1 to 1419 and encodes 472 amino acids. The record is from RefSeq and is a predicted model, not a curated record.
AUGAGCACAAAAGGUUUGAAAGAUGCAAUGCAGAGCGCUGCCAAGGAGUUCCUCUCUUUUGUGGAUAAAGGGGUGUCCCCCUACCAUGUCGUUGAAGAGUGCAAGCGACAACUUUGUUCAGCUGGCUUCCAGGAGCUAAAGGAGGUCGACCACUGGGACCUGAAACCUUCCAACAAGUAUUACCUGACGAGGAACUACUCCACAAUAAUUGCCUUUGCGGUGGGAGCCAAGUACAAACCAGGGAAUGGCUUUAGCAUGAUUGGAGCUCAUACAGACAGCCCCUGCCUACGGGUGAAAGUCAGGUCGAAGAAAACGCAGGUGGGUUACCUCCAAGUCGGAGUGGAGUGUUACGGUGGCGGAAUCUGGAAUACUUGGUUUGACCGGGACCUCACCGUAGCCGGCAGGGUCGUGCUAAAGAAUGGAGACAAAAUGGAGCAUCGCCUGAUCAAUGUGGCUGACCCAGUCCUUCGUAUUCCUCACCUGGCCAUCCACCUGCAGAGAGAGAUUAAUGACAACUUUGGACCCAACAAGGAGAGCCACCUGGUUCCAAUCAUAGCUACAGCUGUAAAGGAGCAGCUAGAACUGGGAGCGAAAUCUACUGGAAAUGCCUGUGAUGCCUCUCAAAUGUCCGAGAAACACCACUCUGUCCUGCUGAACCUGCUCUGUGCUCAAUUGGGAGUCAAUGUGGACAAAAUCAUCGACUUUGAGCUAUGUCUGGCCGACACUCAGCCUGGGGCUCUGGGUGGCGCCUUCAAGGAGUUUAUAUUCGCUCCACGAUUGGAUAAUUUACACAGCUGCUACUGCGCCCUGCAGGCCCUGAUUGAAUCAUCCAAGGAGCAAGGCACACUGACUGAGGACAGCAAUAUCCGAGUGGUUACGCUGUUUGACAACGAAGAGGUGGGCAGCGAGAGUGCUCAGGGGGCAGGCUCCUCCUUGACGGAGUUAGUUCUCCGUCGCCUGGCCUCCUGUUGCGACAACCCGACUGCGUUUGAAGAAGCCAUUCCCAAGUCAUUCAUGAUCAGCUCGGACAUGGCGCACGCUGUACACCCCAACUACGUAGAUAAGCAUGAGGAAAAUCACAGGCCAGCCCUUCACAAGGGGCCGGUGCUUAAAUUUAACAGUAACCAACGAUACGCCUCAAAUGCUGUCACUGCCGCCGUAGUGCGAGAGAUUGCUAACCGUGUGGAUGUCCCACUCCAGGAUGUCAUGGUGAGGAACGACAGUCCCUGUGGUACUACCAUCGGACCAAUCCUCGCCUCUGGCCUUGGGCUGAAGGUAUUGGACAUGGGCUCCCCACAGUUGGCCAUGCACUCUAUCCGAGAGAUGUGUUGUACAUCGAGUGUAUUGCAAACCAUCACAUUAUUCAAGGGUUUCUUUGACCUCUUCCCGUCUGUGAUCAACAACAUGACGGUAGACUGAGCUCAGUGGCUUCGUUUCUCCUGGAGGGUCAGAGGGCUGUCUGGCAGUACACAGGGUCGUUGGCCGGGACACCUCAAGCACACCCCCACCGCAUGAAACCCUCUGAAGGACAGUAACCUUUAAGUAUGCAACUUUCUUUAAUCAACCAAAAUUUGAAAACAAUUAAUAACUCGCUAGUUGAUAUUUAACAAAAAUGAAAUGAUAUGUUCGGCUCAGUGACUCUCCUGCUAUUCCUAAACGUUUUUUACUUGGAGUUUUGGGAGUCCUGUUCCAACCUUGUCCAGUUGUGUAUUUAGAAAGCUUAACCUGGUGAUGUCUCUACGCGGCCUGCUACAGGACAGACUCAUGCACCAUAGUAGGUAACUUGUUCCCACACGUGCUGACAGACUCGGACUCUCGUACACACCUGCAGCACUCCCAGUCAUGUCAGCAUAGAGCAGCAUCAGACAGAUGUGACACUGGCAUUCUCCCAGUUCUCUCAGGACUCUCAAUGGACAAAUGCAGUUAACAUUACCACAUUAAUCUCUCUCAGCUGCAUCUCUGGCAUCAUAGCCCAGAUAAAGUGAGACAGGAUGUUUGAAGGUAGUCAGUGCCUUGCCAGUACAACGAUGACUCACUCUUCACUCUGUUACGGGUCGACAAGGGAUUUUCUGCAGUGCAUGGGGCUUUUGCUAAUUAACUCCACCUGAAAAUCUUCUCUCUGAUACAAGCAAGAUGGGCUGAAUGGUCUCCAGCACUCUGACUUCAAUCUCAGGAACAAUUAUCAACACUGCGCUGGUAUAUUCUCAGAUAUAGAGACACACCCAGGUACAGACUGAAGGAAACUUAUCACUUUUUCUCACGAUGAAAUCACCUGCAUGUCUCUUUAA